Molecule: messenger RNA, 2039 nt
Organism: Syzygium oleosum
Lineage: Eukaryota; Viridiplantae; Streptophyta; Magnoliopsida; Myrtales; Myrtaceae
Product: disease resistance protein RPV1-like
Exons: 2
Biological process (GO): signal transduction; defense response
Source: RefSeq, a predicted model, not a curated record
CAAAGUGGGAUUGGGACUUUCAUCAAGCCCAAGCUGCUCGAUGCGAUUCGCCACUCUAGGGUUGCCCUUGUCGUGUUCACCACCAACUACGGCCGACUCGAGGUGGUGCUUGAACGAUCUGGUGGAGAUCCUGGAGUGCAACAGGAGGUUCAGAGUCAUCAGGGUCACGUGGUUCUGCCCAUUUUCUAUGAUGUUGAGCCAGGGGACGUUCGAAAACAGAGCGGACGAUUCGGGGAUGGUUUUGGAAUAUGUUUGGCCACCCACACGGACAAUUUGCUGGUGCAGAAGGGGAGGGAUGCACUUAAAGAAGCUGGGAAUUUGUCAGGAUGGCAUUUGAAUAAUGAUGCUAAUGGCGAUCAAUCAAACUUCAUCGAGCAAAUUGUAGGAAUUCUCUUCAGAAUCAGUCCUAGACCAAUCUCCCCCUAUUUUGUCAGAAAUGCUAUUGGGGUAGAUUCCUUUGUAGAGGAUGUGAUAUCGUUGCUGGAAAUUGGGUCAGAGGAUGAUGUUCGUGUGGUUGCAAUAUGGGGAAUGAAAGGAAUUGGUAAGACGACGGUGGCAAAAGUUGUCUGCGAUUGUGUUUUUAGGGAAUUUGAAGGUGUUAGCUUACUCGAAAAUGCCGGAGAUGCAAAUCAAGUUACACUUUUACUUCUUCAGAAGAGACUUCUCCACAAUGUUCUUAAGGUACAAGGUCUAGAAAUGUUUGAUCUUAACAGCAACAUCAACUAGAUAAAAACUAAGCUCUGCUGGAAAAGGAUCCUUCUAGUUCUCGAUAACAUCACUAAGAAGGACCGAAUUGAGUAUUUCGGUGCUGGAGAUCGAGAAUGGUUCCAACAUGGGAGUAGAAUUUCGAUAACUACAAGAGAUGAGCAGUUGCUGUAAGAUCUCAAGGGAGAUAGCAGGUAAAUGCUCCCAGGAUUGACUCGUAAAGAAUCGCUCCAACUCCUGAGUCGCCAUGCCUUCUGCAAAGACCAUCCGGUUUGUCAUUACAUUUUAAUGAUCGCUACAGAUAAGUUUGGAUUGGUUAACUGAAUAUCUAACUUCAGUCUCGGGUUAUAUUACAAGUCAUUUUGGUUCUAACAUAAUCAAUUCACUCACAUUUCAAAGCAACAAAAGAACAUAUGGACCAUGCGGUACUGAAAAGGGAAGGUAUUUUUCAUUUCCAGCCACCGGGGGAAGAUCGUUGGAUUUUGUGGAAGUUAUGGUACCUAUUUGGAAUCUAUUGGAGCGUACUUAGAACAAAUAUCUCGUCUUUAUCCAAUCAAGUCUAUCGGGCCAUUUGGAGGCCAAGGUGGACAGCCUUGGGAUGAUGGAAAAUAUAAUGGCGUGAAGAAAAUAAAGAUACUGUUGGAAAGUGUUGUCAACUACAUCGCCAUUGAGUAUGACAAAGAUUGCGAGUCCAUUUAGUCUUCCACACAUGGUAGAAGUGGCAAAGGCGAAGUUUAUAUGGUGAAUUUAUCAAGUUUUAGGAUUAGGAAUAUCUUUCUUAACAAUCUUUUCUGUUACUUUGCCACCGCCAAAGAAAGUUCAUUGACUUUCAAGUCUCUGUAUAUCGUCAUCUUUGCUGCAACGAUUGAAUAUGGAAGGAAAAACCUGAAAGGGAAAAGAAAUGAGGAGCUUAGGUUAAAUAUGAUUAGUUUUAGCAUUUACUUAUUUUCGUUUCCUCCGUCCAACUUGAUUUCCUAUCAUAAUUAAGCACAUUAAUUGAUAACUUUGUAGCUUGAUUUGGACUACCCACACGAAUACUUAACCUCGGUCUUGGGUUAUAUCAGACAUGAUUUUGGCUCGGUUGUCAUUCGAUUGCUGACAUUUCAAACUAAUACAAGACUGCACGGACCGUUUGGUGAGAAAAAAGGAGGGUUCUUUUGCUGUCCAUUGAUAUGUAGCAUGAUAAUUGGCUUUUAUGGAAGAUCAGGUGCCCAUCUUGAUUCAAUAGGAGUUCACGCAGAACCAAUUUCUUGUUUUGGUCCUUCCAAAUCCAUCGAGCCUUUUGGAGGUCAAGGCGGCGGCCCUAGGGAUGAUGGUAUCCACACAGACGGAAG